CGGCCGAAGCGGAAGGGGCGUGGCAGGUACUUGGCGUUCUCGGGCUCAGGGCAGGGGCGGGCCUGUGAAGCCAUUGGCCUCACCGCUGGGCGGCGGGGGCGCGCUGGUCUCGCCCGGCCGGAUGGGCGGGCCCUGGCGGCUCCUACGCGCCCUGCGGCUUCGGCUCCUCGGGCCAGAGAAGCAGCAGGUGGGCAGCGACCAGUUUGGAAACAAAUACUACAAGAUCCCCAAACACCAAACCUGGGCUGGACAGACCAUUCCAGAGAAAAGAAUAAUAGAAGCAGUAAAUCAAGAGGAGUAUAAGUAUGAAGUGGGCGACUUGCCAACAGAAUGGGAAGCUUGGAUUAGAAAAAGAAGAAAGGAUCCACCCACAAUGGAGGAAAUUCUUAAGAAUGAAAUCUAUAGAGAAGAAAUAAAACUGAAAAUCACAGAUGCUUCUGAAAAGGACAGCCUCCUUCAGACCAAGGAAUAUGAGGGACUUGUUGCUGAACCAAUUAAAACUCAAAUUAAAGGCCAUGCAUCAUCCCCUUACUAUGGAAAGAAUGAGCCUUCACCAGACCCAUCCAGCACUGCAAAAACCUUUCAGCCAGGUUCCUGGAUCCCACCAGCUAGCAAUAGCCGUAAUAAAUAAACAGUUGUAAUGUGAAAAAUCUUGCCAGUGCAUUGUGUAGAAAAUUGCUCUAACAAGCAACAUGACUGAAGAAAACUUUUUCACUUACCAAUUGUGUGUGAGAAAUAAACUGAUAUAUUAAAGUUAAUUUUCAUUUGUUUUUACAAGCUAGAUCUUAGAAAUCAUUGAAUUCUUAGUUAUUACUGUGACUAAUUAGUAAAUCUUAGUAUAAAACUACUGCUACUUAAUUUUUUUAAAGUAAUUGUUAAUCUUUUGUUAUUCUUGAGCUCAUUCUAUUUAGUUCAUUGAGGUAGGAAAAUGUCACAAUACGCUUUCUUUUGACAGGCAUUUUUCCUUAAAGGUAACAAUUAUUAUAUAUAAAAAAAUUAUAACUAUAAUCUGGUCUUCAACAUAAUGGAUUUCACAUAGCUUAUUUGUAGACAUGAUGCUUAUAAAUGACCUUUUGCAUUAUCAAAUCUAGAUUUUUUUUGCUUAAUCAUCAUGUAUUUCUAUGGAAUCCCAAAGAGUUCCCUGCCUAUUGUUGCCUUUUAAGAUGGUCAGUGCUGUUGGCUCCCUUACAUGAUUGUAGGGUCUGUUUGACCUCAUUAACAGAAAGCACUUCAAAAAUAUAGAGAGACUACAUUCUUUGUUAAUUUUAGGGGACUAUAUCUUGUAACUGUAUUAAUAGAUGGUAAAAUCAACAGUUGAAGUGUGACUUGCUCGCCAUCGUUAAGUAGUCUAAAGUGCUAUAUGGAAUCAGUCUGAGUCAAGGAGCAGAGUGUGGAAGCACUUUCUCAUUUUCCAAGAAUUUAAGACCUCCUAGGCCAGGGGUUCUCAAACUGGGGGUCAGGACCCCUCAGGGGGUUGCGAGGUUAUUACAGGGGGAUCGCAAGCUGUCCACCCAAAAGCCACUUUGCCUCCAGCAUUUAUAAUGGUGUUAAAUAUACAAAAAAAGUGUUUUUAAUUUAUAGGGGGCAUCACACUCAGAGGCUUGCUAUGUGAAAGGGGUCACCAGUACAAAAGUUUGAGAACCACUGUCCUAGGAAAUGUCUACACCAAUAAAAUUCUUAUCAAGAUUACAGGAAGGGCCAGUAAUGGUGCAGCUGCAUCUGUGAUAGGAAAAGUGUAAAAAUUAGUGCAGAGAGGGCACAGACUCUUUGUCCUCUUCCCCCCCCCCCCCCCCCCAGUGCUUUUAAAACCUGCUCUGUACAAGUUUUCAUGACUUAGUGGUAAAAGCACCUGAGCUCCAGGUUAGUGACUUAGCACUCUCCAUUGCUAUCAAUCAGAUGUGCUAUGGCUAGGUCUCCCUAGAAGCUGUGGCCCCCAGACCCUGAAUUCUGUGCUGAAGGUGUCAGACUUGUAACAGCUUCAGUAACAAAAAAGACACAUGACUAUUAAAAUAUAAAAAGUAUCAGACAAUACUCCUUGUUUUGAUAUUCAAUUGUGGACAUCUCAGUGGUGGAAUGUCCUUCAAUUGUGCAUUACCCCCAAACCGUUUAAUUUGCAAUAGGAUUUGAUUUGGAUAAUACACAACUUCGUUACAGAAGUUGUCAGACAGGAAGAGCUGGAGGCUUUGGCUCCUGUGCAAGGGUCAGUUAAUGUUUCAGGCCUUUGAGAGGCAGCUGAAGCUUUUAGCAGCUGAAGAAAAGAUUCAUCUCUUUUUUUCUCGUUUCCUAUCCAUAUACAUGAUUUGACAUUUUGACCUCUUGCUUCACUGGCCCAGCACCCUUUGAAAAGAACCAGCCUCUCCCCUGUUAGAUAGAUGUUUCUUAAAAUGAUCUUUUUAAAGAACCAUCUAUCUAAUGGGAGAGGCUGGUUCUUUAGCACUUUAGACUACUUACAGAUGGCCAGCAAGACACACUUUAACUGUUGAUUUUACCAUCUAUUAAUACAGUUACAAGAUAUAGUCCCCUAAAAUUAACAAAGAAUGUAGUCUCUCUAUAUUUUUGAAAGUGCUUUAUGUUAAUGAGGUCAAACAGACCCUAAAAUCACGUAAGGGAGCCAACAGCACUGACCAUAUAUUAAUUAAUUAUAAUUGAUUCUGUCAAUGUUGAUAACACUUACUGUCACUAGUUUUAAGAGUUAGCCCUACCCUUGCAAGGAAUGGACAUGUUUGUAUCCUAAGAACUUCAUGUGUUUAUGUUAAUUUAGAAGAUUGUAACCAUAGAUUAUGAAGGCAAACAUGAUUUUUAAUGAAGUUUAGAUUCUUUUGUUAAAUCCUAUCAAUUUUAUGGCCAUGGAAUUGGAAAGAAAUUUAAAGGGCCAGAGAUAUAUUACCAUCCCACCACAUUCCCAAACAAUUUUAGGAAUAGUACUGAAUGGAAUCUGAGAUGGAGACUGACCACUAUAAAAGUUUUUAUAUGAUAAA
This is a messenger RNA of Dermochelys coriacea (leatherback sea turtle), 2978 nucleotides long. RefSeq names its product NADH:ubiquinone oxidoreductase complex assembly factor 2 (gene NDUFAF2). Gene Ontology annotation, biological process: mitochondrial respiratory chain complex I assembly. The record is from RefSeq and is a predicted model, not a curated record. The transcript has 4 exons. Bases 122 to 631 code for a protein of 169 amino acids. Gene Ontology annotation, cellular component: membrane. NCBI's taxonomy places the organism in Eukaryota, Metazoa, Chordata, Testudines, Dermochelyidae.